CACCAACGUACCAGCAUGUCCUACAAGCCUACCUGCAUGGACUGAAUGUUGAUCCGCCCAACAACCACUCCUGACAUCCUACCACCAACAUGUCCUAGGCUUCUCUUGAUCACAAAGACCUCAACUCAAUUCCUGAGAGGCCCGCAUGUUCAAUAUAUGGCUUUCCAAACCUAAUGUCCACAAAUCCUUUCCGCCGUAGUUCGUUCAAAGACGGUGCUGGCAGUGGUGCUCCUGCGCCCAUCUCAAUUCCAGCGGAUCCCUCCGGCUCCAAUCAUACCGCCACUGCUCCUUUAUCUGUCGAUACCAGAGUUUCCAAUGCAUCCCAGAAACAUGUGAACUUUGCUUCUCCGCCGGAUAUCAUCUCACCGGCGUCUUAUCCCCCCUCCCCCGAGUCCUCACGACAGGAAUUCCCACACCCACUCAUCAGUCCGGCCUUUCCAGACUCGUCAUCGAACGCCUCUUCCUUCCCAUAUGGCUCGGCCCUUGCCAGUGACCCCUUCUUCACCGACCAUUCCGAAGUGGAUGAUGACAGCGCUAUAGAUCAUGCUUUGAGGGAUGCACGGGUGAAUGCGGGCAUCUCACCACCGGCCACACCUUGGCCAGUCGUUCGAGGAGAUGCCGUGAGGGAUACACUUGGACGUUUUGCUAGUGCUCCACGUCGUGUGGAAAAUGAGCAGGCCCAUACAGGACCUACACGGUCUGCAAUGGAUGUAAACGCUUUUACGAAGUUGCUUCUCACUGGGCAGAGAGAAACCCCGGCUCCUCAAGAACGGACAACUGGAGAGUCGCCGUCGGUUGGAACCGUCCAACCAGCAAGUGAAAGCAGUUCUAGUGCAGAUACGGCAUCAACUACACAGCGCUCGCUGUUCGAGACUGCGCAACCCUCGGUGGAAGAGGAGAGCCCUCGAUCAUCGUAUGAAGCGGACUCGAGAGAAGCCAUCCAGCCUCGGCCUGUCGCCGCCCCUACAGAGAUUCGAAAGAAACCACCUCCCCCCAAAAGUCGCCGUGGAAAGCCAUUACGAGAAUCUACCGGAGAGCAGGAUUUGAAACAGAAUUUCAAUAAGUUCAUGGAUUCUCUCUCUAUUUCUGACCCCAAAGCUGUUGGGCUUGACGCCUCUGCCCUCAAAUCCCCCAAGGCUGCGGCGGAUCACUCUGGGGAAAAAUCCAGCACCACCGAAGGCAGUGAACUGCCUAGCAGGAAAACACCCCCUGCGCCACCAUUGGCCAGGCGAAAGAGCCAACAGACGCCCGGAAAACCCUUGUUAACGCGAAGCACUUCUUCUCGUUACUCAGUCAUCAGUGAUUAUGAUGUUCCCCCAAGUCCAUCGGCAUCCAGCUCCAACUUCAAAGCACCGCCUCCUCCGCCUGCGCGGCGAACUACCUCAAGCAACGAGGGUCGUCCAUCAUUUGAGGUCAGACCGGUUCCAGAAGACGAACAAGUCGAUACAGGGACAGUCGACGGCAACCUCUCUGCAAGAGAAGCAAGACCUGGAGUUUCACAGACGCCUUCAUAUCUGAAAAGACUCAGUCAGGGUCCUCCUCCACCAAUUCCGCCUCCUCGCCGCGGACGGGGCUCCAGCCGAAGCAGCGUAGAGACACAACGACCCUCCAUGGCCACUCUGGGUUUCUCUGAAGGUGAUGGUGGUUACUAUGAUCGGGAUGAUAGGGAUGAAAGGGAUGAAAAUCGCACAGAUAUUCUUGCAGAUCUCGCAGCGCUCCAAAGAGAAGUGGAUGCUGCUCGAGCCACUGCAAAUUAACGACUCUCGAAUUAGACCUGGCAGGAACCCACAAUCGUGUAUGGCCAAUAGCAGACUUUGCACACAUAUAUUGUAGAUUUACACUGCAUUGACGAUGUCAUUUGAUACUGU
This is a messenger RNA of Exophiala mesophila, 1868 nucleotides long. RefSeq lists its product as uncharacterized. The record is from RefSeq and is a predicted model, not a curated record. The transcript is spliced from 2 exons. NCBI's taxonomy places the organism in Eukaryota, Fungi, Ascomycota, Eurotiomycetes, Chaetothyriales, Herpotrichiellaceae. Bases 174 to 1757 code for a protein of 527 amino acids.